Molecule: messenger RNA, 594 nt
Organism: Trichechus manatus latirostris (Florida manatee)
Lineage: Eukaryota; Metazoa; Chordata; Mammalia; Sirenia; Trichechidae
Product: histo-blood group ABO system transferase 1-like
Exons: 1
Coding region: 1-594 (197 amino acids)
Biological process (GO): carbohydrate metabolic process
Cellular component (GO): vesicle; Golgi apparatus; membrane
Molecular function (GO): glycoprotein-fucosylgalactoside alpha-N-acetylgalactosaminyltransferase activity
Source: RefSeq, a predicted model, not a curated record
AUGGUGGGAGACAAGGUCAACUACUACCUCUUCACUGACCAGCCAGCUAAUGUCCUGCGCAUCCUCCUCCAGGAAGGCUGGCAGGUGGUGGUCCUCGAGGUCCGCAACUACCCCCACUGGCAGGAUGUGUCCAUGCACUCCAUGGAGAUGAUCAGCAACUUCUCCGAGCAGCAGCUCCCACGUGAGGUGGACUACCUGGUGUGUUUAGAUGUGGACAUGAAGUUCAGCGACCACGUGGGUGUGGAGAUCCUCUUCUCCUUGUUUGGCACUCUCCACCCUGGCUUCUACGCUGCCGAUUGCCAGGCCUUCACGUAUGAACGCCGCCCAUUGUCUCAGGCCUACAUUCCAAGAGAUGAAGGUGAUUUGUACUAUGCCGGCAGCUUUUUGUGCUCAGUGCUAGAAGUGCACACGCUCACCAAGGCCUGUCACCAGGCGAUGAUGGUGGACCACGCCAAUCACAUUGAGGCUGAGUGCCAUGACAAGAGCCGCCUGAACAAGUACCUGCUGUACCACAAGUGCACCAAAGUGCUCUCCCCUGAGUACCUGUGGGAUGAGAGGAUGCUGUGCAGACCACCUUUCCUCAGGAAACUGUGA